GAUGUAAAUUUUAUAGAACCACAAAAAAUAUAUAUAUAUACUCGAGUGCAAAUAAAAACUAUUUAUUGAGAAUUAGUGAAAUUUAAAAUAAAAAUUGUGCAGAAAAUUAAUAAAAUUGUGAAUGGAAUUGAUUAAAUAUAAAACUUCUAAAACAAAUUAAAAAAAAGGAUUGAACAAACUUGAGUUGAAAUAAGUGUUAAUAAAGGAGCGAACAGAUACCAAAAUAUUCGCGCUACAGAACUCUUCGACCAUGGGGGCAGCGGUUACUCCAUGGUCGUCAACAAUGAUGAUGGACAGAAUAUCAAUCGACGAUAUGCCGCAUAAAGGUAGAGGUCAUAGUGGAGUUAAUCAACUUGGCGGUGUUUUUGUAGGGGGGAGACCAUUGCCGGAUUCAACGAGGCAAAAGAUUGUAGAGCUGGCACAUUCGGGAGCAAGGCCCUGUGAUAUAUCAAGAAUUUUGCAAGUCUCAAAUGGCUGCGUUAGUAAAAUUUUAGGAAGGUAUUAUGAAACUGGUAGUAUUAGACCUCGAGCAAUAGGUGGUUCAAAACCUCGUGUAGCUACAACAGAAGUUGUUAAUAAAAUUUCAUUGUACAAAAGGGAAUGUCCUUCGAUAUUUGCAUGGGAAAUUCGUGAUAGACUGUUACAAGAAGGAGUGUGCACUAAUGAUAACAUACCAAGUGUGUCUUCAAUAAAUCGUGUAUUAAGAAACUUGGCAGCACAAAAAGAACAACAACAACAGCAUCAAGGUCAUCAACCAUCAACAAAUAGUGCACAAAUAAAUUCCUAUCAACCAACAAUUGUUAAUGAUACAAUUUACGAUAAAUUACGCUUAUUGAAUAAUAAUCACCGUCAUCAAUCCAUCAGAGAUUCGUGUUGGCCACCUCGUAGUCCAACUUCAUGGUAUCCACAUAUAAAUAAUUCACAUCAUCAACAAGAAACUAGUAUUAAUGUAAAUGAUGUAACAACAAACUCAUUGUCAGUUACAAAUAUCAUGUCACCACAAUCUACCACACCUAUUAAAGAAUACUCGUCAUUAAGUCCUAAUUCAUGUAAAGCAUCAUCAAUUAAUGAAGACUUGAUAAAAACUAAUUCCAAAAAAGAAACGCAAUCGGAUGGAAAUAUUUCCGGUGAGGGUGAAAACUCAAAUACUGAUUCAACAAUUGACACCGAUGACGAUCAAGCAAGGCUGAGGCUAAAAAGAAAAUUGCAACGUAAUCGUACUUCAUUUUCAAAUGAUCAAAUUGACAGCCUGGAAAAGGAAUUUGAACGAACACAUUACCCAGAUGUGUUUGCUAGAGAACGUCUUGCCGUAAAAAUCGGAUUACCAGAAGCCCGCAUUCAAGUAUGGUUCUCAAAUCGAAGAGCAAAGUGGAGGCGAGAAGAAAAGCUACGGACUCAGCGAUUGUCAACACCAAACACAAAUAGUAACAUCAACAAUAACAGUAGCUCAUUGAAUACCAACAACAAUCAUGAAAUCAACUGUGCAAAUGAUACUAGUUCUUCAACAGAAACUGCUUCUAAAGUGAAUACAAAUGGCCAAAUAAAUGUUAACAAUAUGUUACACGAUUCACACGCCAUCAGUAGCAUAGCAGAGAGUCACAAUACAAAUAUUAUUGGAGAAAUGCAUAAUCCUUUAUUAAAUGGAAAUCAUCAUUUGCCCACUCCUUCGAGCUUGAUUACUCCUACAUCAUCAGCUCCGUCAUUAUCACCGCCAAGAUUUAAUUUUAAUCAUGGAUUUUGUAGCACAAUGAGCCCAAUGUAUACGCCGCAGAUGUCUAUUGCUGAUUCUUAUAGUUCAAUGCCAUUUUCACAUGGACCAAUCAGCUCAAUGGCAACUUUAUCAACAAAUCCCCUAGGUCUCCAGCAACAACAACAUAUACAGCACAAGUAUGAGCCACAUCAGCAAUAUCAUCAAAGAAACGAUGAUAUGACUCCACCAUCUACAUAUCAAUGUCAUAUGUCACGAUUAAAUAUUCCUUCUCCAUCUUUACAAUCAUUACAUCAAGUACAACACUCAAGUUUAUCAUCUUUGCAAAAUCAUCAUUCAUACUCUUCAACGUCAUCAUCUCCUCAAAGUACACCAUUAGAUGGUUCUCACACAAUGCCGCCAACAAGCAUAACUCCACCAUCAUCAAUAGCUCCACCAAGUUCAAUGAUUUAUUAUGAUUCAAUCAAUAUUGGUGGAUAUCCAUCAAGAUUAUCCCCAUGCAGUUCGAAUGAAAAUUAUCAGCUUAAUGGAGCUCCUUAUAUUAAUUCAAAUGGAAGCUCAGGUUUAAUAUCAUCUUUACAUAAUCCUGCAUCUUCGUCAGAUAUGGCUCAUUAUUUUUUAAGACUUCAAUGAUUUUAAAGUACUUACGUAUCAACAUGUGUUUAAUGUUAAUG
This is a messenger RNA of Chironomus riparius, 2382 nucleotides long. Lineage: Eukaryota; Metazoa; Arthropoda; Insecta; Diptera; Chironomidae. The record is from the annotation of a GenBank genome assembly.